This is a messenger RNA of Prunus armeniaca (apricot), 240 nucleotides long. The record is from the annotation of a GenBank genome assembly. NCBI's taxonomy places the organism in Eukaryota, Viridiplantae, Streptophyta, Magnoliopsida, Rosales, Rosaceae.
AUGGCCAAUCACCUUAGACCUCUGUUCAUAACAACAAACUUUGGGGAUAUUCCUAUUCCCAAGGUGAUGGUAGAUGGAGGUGCAGCCAUUAAUCUUUUACCCUACAGAUUGCUGAGCAAGAUGGGCAGAAUAGAGAAGGAUUUGAUUCCAACACGCUUAACUGUCACCAACUUUGCUGGGGGCAUCACUAAAACUCCUGGAAUCCUGGAUGUGGAUGUCAUAGUUGGAACCAAGAGCUAA